Molecule: messenger RNA, 620 nt
Organism: Arabidopsis thaliana (thale cress)
Lineage: Eukaryota; Viridiplantae; Streptophyta; Magnoliopsida; Brassicales; Brassicaceae
Exons: 3
Coding region: 162-350 (62 amino acids)
Source: RefSeq, marked reviewed
AAAAGAACUAUUUUGAGUUAAACCCUAAGCCACCGUUAGCGUGAUCGAGACUAUGCCUCACCGUUGGUUAUCCAGCCACCUUCUUUAAAGCCACAACCACCGUGAUUAUGAGAGAGACGAUUGAGCCACCGGUAUUGUUGUCAUCGUGCUGUUGUGUUUGAAUGGAUCGAGGAACUUGUCAGAAAGGAGAGAUCUUUGUCGUUCAUCACCACCACCACCGCCGUGUGUUGCCAGAGGUUUCCAACACGAGUCACAUGACGUUAGCCACUGUCACCGGAGCAGUCGUAGACAUUGUCGAGGCCGUUAAGGAUUGCUUAGCCGUCCACUUCACCGUUCCAGCCGCCGUGUAAACAGUCCCGCCGAGAUCCAGUGUUGUCGAGAAGGUAUACUUACUUUUUUGUUGUAAAUCAAUACCGAUCGUCGACAACCUGAUUCAUUUAACUAUUAAGACUUAUUGGAAAGAAAGACAGAAAGCUUUCGUCGAAUUUACUCGAGAAUUUUUCGAAUCUGGAAACCCUUGUCUUCGAAGUACAACCACAUAUGACAUAUCAUUGUUCUGCAUCAACCAGGAAUAUAAGCAUUUCAAUAGAAAGACUCAUUAAGAGAAGAGCAAACUAAGC